CUUAUCCCUACGUUCGGGAGUAGGGUUGGAAUAAAGGCGGAAUUAUUGAAGUUCCAGUUCCAGGCACUUGAAACUGCUUCCCGCUGGCGUGAAACCCCGAUCAAUUCAUUCCUUUAUUAAGCCAUCUCUCCCCUCCACCUUUCGCUUUCUCACCAAGAUGAUGGAGUUGUCCUCCUCCUCCUUCGACUCCGGUCACCACCGGAGAGACAGGCUGGACUCGGCGAUCAUGUCCACGAUCAGCGGCCGUGGCGCCAGAGUCGACCCCGGCACCGGCGGCGCGAAGACCAUCGAGGAGGAUUUCUCCCUUCCGAUCCUCCUCGCCGAGCGGGUCCGCAAGGCCGUGGGCGAGGCCGAGUCCUUCAAGUCCGAGUGCGCCGAGUUGGGCCGCCAAGCCGACCUCCUCGCCGGCAUGCUCCGUGCCGCCGUCCGCCGCCUCUCAGCCAUCCCCAACCCGUACGAGCGCCCGGCCCGCCGCAUCGCUGCCCAGACCUCCAAGUCCCUCGACCGCGCCCUCUCCCUUGCCCGCCGAUGCCGCCGCGCCGGCGUGAUCCGUCGCGUCGUCUCCAUCACCACCGGCUCCGCCGACUUCCGCAAGGCCCUUGCCCUCCUCGACGCCUCCCUCGGCGAUCUCCGCUGGCUCCUCUCCAUCUACUCCUUCGACGACCUCUCCGACGGUGGCGGAGGCGGCGGCGGCCUCGUCCUCUCCCUCCCCCCCAUCGCCUCCACCGACCCCAUCCUCUCCUGGGUCUGGUCCUGCGUCGCAGCCGUCCAGAUGGCCGCCCGCCCCUCCGACCGCGCCGAGGCCGCCACCUCCCUCGCCAACCUCGCCCUCGACAGCCGCCGCAACAAGAAGAUCAUCAUCGAGGAGGGCGGCGUCCCGCCGCUGCUCGCCCUACUCCGCGACGGCGCCGCCUCCCUCGACGCCCAGAUCGCUGCCGCCGCCGCCCUCACCAACCUCUCCGCCGACUGCGAACUCGUCUCCCUCAUCGUCGCGGACCUCGCCGUCCCCGUCGUGGUCCAGGUCCUCGCCGACGCCCCGAUGCGCCUCCAAGCCCGCCUAGCCGUCCUUGUCGCCCGGAUGGCCGCCCACGACCCCGUCGCCCAGGAGGAGUUCGCCCGCGAGAACGCCAUCCGCCCCCUGGUCUCCCUCCUCUCCUUCGAGCUUCCCCUCGACGACGCCUCCCCCAAUUCCAAGAAGCCCACCAGUCUCCACUCCCUCGUCCGGAUCAAUCGCGAGUCCGCGGCCAAUUCCCCUAAUCUCCCAAACGGGAAAGGCGUCUUGGCCUCUCGCGACCAGCACCCCCACCCCCCCUACUACUACUACCACCACCACCGCAAGGAGAGAGAGAACGAGAGCCCCGAGGUGAAGCUCCAGCUCAAGGUGGCGUGCUCCGAGGCCCUGUGGAUGCUCUCGCGGAAUUGCGUUUCGAACAGCCGCAAGAUCACUGAGACCAAGGGCCUGCUCUGCCUCUCCAAGCUCCUUGAGCGGGAGAAAGGCGAGCUUCAGUUCAAUUGCCUGAUGACAGUGAUGGAGAUUGCCACCGCUGCCGAGUCCGACGCCGACCUCCGCCGCUCGGCUUUCAAGAUGAACUCUCCGGCCGCCAAAUCGGCUGUGGAGCAGCUCCUGAGGGUAGCGCAGGAGGGGAGCAGUCCGUCGCUCCAGAUUCCAGCCAUUAAGUCUCUUGGCUCAUUGGCACGGACUUUCCCUGCCCGGGAGACUCGGGCCCUGCGGCCGCUUGUUGCUCAGCUCGGACAUUGGAAUCCAGAUGUGGCUGCCGAGGCAGCAAUUGCUUUAGGGAAGUUUGCCAGCCCUGAGAAUUUUCUCUGCGUGGAGCACUCCAAGGCUAUCAUGGAGUUUGAGGGGGUGCCUCCAUUAAUGAGACUGCUGCGGCCGGGCGAGAAGGCUCAGUUGCCGGGGCUGGUUCUGCUCUGUUACUUGGCAUUGCAUGUACCCAGCAAUGAAGCUCUGGAACGUGCAAAAGCAUUGGGGACUCUCGAGUCGGUCAGUCGUAGUGCUGUGGCGCAGCAUGCUUCUCUGAAAGAGUUGCUUCCCAAAGCUAUAUACCAGCUUGAGCUUUACCGUGCUGAAGGGCAUACUCGCAUAGAUAUAGACCAAGAUUCACUGUGAGUUUUGCUUUCACUGCCCUUGUUUUCUUUGUUUCGCCACAUGAACUUCGAUCUUGGAAUAUUGGAACCCGCUGCUAUAAAUGAGCUUGACUCUUUGGGUUCAAUGUACAUCGUAGAAUGUUGUGCUUGUUAAGACAAUGCAAUGCUCCCAUCCAUUCACAUCUCCUGUAUUGAAUUUUUAGGCAGCGACAACUUGUUAAAUGCUUUUUUCCUUUCCUUUUCCCCCUCAAGAUUUCUAUGUUGAUGAAACUGAAAUUCGUUGAGGAUUUGGAGGAUAUAUUUUCUCUCA
This is a messenger RNA of Phoenix dactylifera (date palm), 2416 nucleotides long. RefSeq lists its product as uncharacterized. NCBI's taxonomy places the organism in Eukaryota, Viridiplantae, Streptophyta, Magnoliopsida, Arecales, Arecaceae. The record is from RefSeq and is a predicted model, not a curated record. Gene Ontology annotation, molecular function: protein binding.